Messenger RNA from Coffea eugenioides, 738 nucleotides. RefSeq lists its product as uncharacterized. The transcript has a single exon. The coding region runs from base 1 to 738 and encodes 245 amino acids. Gene Ontology annotation, molecular function: nucleic acid binding; zinc ion binding. The record is from RefSeq and is a predicted model, not a curated record. NCBI's taxonomy places the organism in Eukaryota, Viridiplantae, Streptophyta, Magnoliopsida, Gentianales, Rubiaceae.
AUGGAGGAGGAGUUGGUGGAAGUGUUACAGAAAUUCGCCCUCUCAGAGAAGGAAGUUGGGAGUACUCCCCUUGAUUUGGGGGACUUAGAUGAAGGAAUUUUAGAGUGUCAGGGUAGUAUUAUAGGUAAGAUAAGGGGGGAGAAGAUUGCUAAUUUCACAGGAGUUAAAAAUUUUGCUACUGUGGCUUGGAGCUAUCCUAAAGGCCUUAGAGUAGCUGAGUUAGGACCUAAUGUGUUUCAAUUUACUAUCCCGGAUGCUAAGGAAAGUGAACGAAUCCUUGAAGGAGGUCCCUGGAUUAUAGACAACCAGAUUUUAGUGCUUAGGAAUUGGGUGGUGGGGAUAGAAGAGGAUGAAGAUGCUUUUAGUGUAGCUCCUAUUUGGGUGCAAGUGUGGAACCUACCCAUACACUGUCUGUCUAAGGCAGUAGGAAAGAAAGUGGGAACUGUCUUUCACGAGGUUAAGGAGGUGUUAAUUCCUCAAUCAGGGGGCAAGGAAGGGAAACAUAUGAAACUUCUUGUUCUGAUAGAUAUUACACAGCCUUUGUUGAGAGGAACAACGAUCCAGAUGAAUGGGGUGAAUAAAUGGCUGUCAUUUAAAUAUGAAAGAUGUCCUGACUUCUGCUAUAGCUGUGGAGUCAUUGGGCACAGUGAAAAGAAUUGUAAGUUCCCUGUGAUAGUGAAGAAGGGGCAAUAUCAGAAUCAGUAUGGUCCUUGGAUGAGGGUGUUUGGUGGAAGAUGA